AUGGCUCUGGCUCAGCAUGUCGAGGGGAGAAGGGCGGCUACAGCGGCGGUGAUCGCGAUGAUAGUAGCCAUGACGUACGUCCCUACAUCUGUGGAAGGACACGGCUUCUGCAUAGAGCCGAUCAGUCGGCAAUAUCUUCGCUCGAAGGAGUUCAAUGAGGGCGGCGAAUACUACGUGGAAAAAUGGGCGGGCUCCUUCAACGGGGGAGGUGCGGACGCGGUCCAGGCCCGAACAAUCGACAACAUCGAUCCUGACAUCCUUGCCGACUACGGUGGCGGCGACGUCUGGAUCGUGGGGGCGGCUUGGGACAAGGGGGAGAGGUGCCCGAACAACAACUACCUCGAGAGCGACAAGAUUGCUGUCGGACACGGCGUGUGCGGGGACCCUCCUCAGGGUGGCUUGGACAACCCGAACACGUACAGCACCCCGAACACCCUCUGGCCUCCGAUCUCGACAUACCAAUCGGGAUCCAUCAUCGAGCUCAAGGCGGUCAUCAACAACAACCACUGGGGGCACAUCGAGUACUUCUUGUGCGAUACCGCUGACAUGGACGACCCUGACGGCGUGGUGACCCAGGACUGCUUGAACAUGUACCCGCUCGACCGCGACGAGACCGAUUGGUGGAACAGCCCCAUCGACCCGGACUACCCCGGGCGUUUCUUCGUGAACCCCGAGUGCCGCGGUGAAACGGGAGAGACCGAUCAAUCAGGAAGGCCCAUGCUCAACGACGGGGAGGUUGGCCUGGACAACGGCUACAUCAACACUGGGCGUUACCAUCUGCCCAACAUUCAGUGCGAGCACUGCAUCCUCCAGAUGAAGUACUACGCCUACGUCGGGUGCCACCACCCCGGCUACCACGAGUUCGAGCCCGAGUGGCCGGGAGAUUGCGCGCCGGAGAAGGAGGAGUGGCUGCCGCACAAGAACCCCGGUUGCAGCGACGAAGGCCAGAAGUGGGGCAACGUGUUCUUCGGCUGCUCCGACAUCACUCUGGUGGCCGACGGCGAAACGUCCUCCACGGCUCCCGAACCGACCCCGGAGCCGACGCCUGAGCCGACGCCUGAGCCGACUCCCGAGCCGACCCCCGAACCGACGCCGGAACCGACUCCCGAACCAACUCCCGAACCGACGCCUGAGCCUGAGCCCACUGCGGAGCCCACUGCGGAGCCCACUGCGGAGCCCGAACAACCAGUUGCUGCUCCCGUCUACGAAAUGCCCGUAGCUAUGCCAGUCACUGCCCCUGUUGAAGAGCAGCCUGUUGUGGAUGUGCCCUUGGAGGCAUACACGCAUGUCGGGUGCUUCUCCGACAACAAGGAGGACCGAGUGCUCGAAGCUAUGAUCACGUCGUCAGCCAUGACCGGUGCUAUGUGCUACGAGCACUGCGUGGACAGGCGCGCCACAUACAUGGCUACCCAGUACGGCUUCGAAUGCUGGUGCAGCCAUGAUGCAGACCUAGACUACGCCCGCCACUCCGACGACUUAGAAAGGGUGGACGGCCGCGACUACGGCUUGUGCGGUACGCGUUGCGAAGGGGACAAGGCCGAGAGUUGCGGUGGCUACGAUGCUUUCGACCUGUACAAGAUCACCGAACCGACGGAACCCGAGGGAGAAGAGUACGUGGGGUGCUUCGCCGACGACCGGGAUGAUCGCCUAUUGAAGAACGAGAUCAAGUACCAGCCCGACAUGACCCAGGCCGUGUGCCGCACCUACUGCGAGGGCUUUGGCGCGCACUUCUACGCGACCCAGUACGGCGACGAGUGCUGGUGCGGAACGUCCGAUGACGAGGAGGACUACAAGAGGCACGGGUACGGAUCAUGUGUCGCGCAAUGCUCCGGUGCCCCAACGACGGCGUGCGGCGGGUUCGACUCAUUCAACCUGUUCAAGUACAAGGGCUGA
Messenger RNA from Ectocarpus siliculosus, 1893 nucleotides. The record is from the annotation of a GenBank genome assembly. Lineage: Eukaryota; Phaeophyceae; Ectocarpales; Ectocarpaceae.